GUGAUUGACUACAAUAAUUCAAGGUGGUUUUGUUACAAAAUACAAUAGUUUCACGCUUGCUCAUCCUCUACUUUUCGGUUAAAUUUGUUGUUGCCAAGUGAGGAUGGACAGAGGGUCGCCAUACUCAAGAGCUCGUUCCUCCAAGUACAAGGACCCAGAGAUAUCAUCCGGUGAAGAAGAGGAAGACUUAGAUUUAGAUCUGACCCUGAACAUAGAAGAUGACUACAAAGACGAGGUUAAACCCAUGCCCGGCUCACCUCCAACAGAUGUGGUAGACUCACCUGAUGAAGACGAGAAGAGGGCUUGGCACAAUGAGGAGAGGAGAAGAAAGAUAGAAGAGAAAAUAAAGGAGGCAUUGGAGAGGCGGAAGAAGAGGAAGCAGGAGCAAGAGAGAAAGAAAGAGGAUGAAAAAAGGGUACAAAAGCGCAUCGCAGUGGCUGACAGUAUUGCAAUGGCGCUGCAUUGAUUAGCGAUUUCACCUAGUAUUUGAACAUGAGGUUGAGGUCGAGUCAGAAAUAUGGUUUCGAUGGAGUCCUAGCUAGUUCGAGUAUGUUUGGUCGCAAUGUAGAGUCUAUAUUUGCCAGUCAUUGUAAUAUGAUACAUCAAUAAAUGAAAUAAAAAUAACCGAUGAAGCCCUUCGGGCCGAGGCAAAAAACAAA
Molecule: messenger RNA, 659 nt
Organism: Triticum aestivum (bread wheat)
Lineage: Eukaryota; Viridiplantae; Streptophyta; Magnoliopsida; Poales; Poaceae
Product: phosphatidylinositol transfer protein 3
Exons: 3
Coding region: 104-466 (120 amino acids)
Source: RefSeq, a predicted model, not a curated record